AUGCCAACAUUGCCCACACCAGUUAUCAGCACUGGAAUUUCUUACUAUAAACGCCAGUUGUGGACUUACGUCUUAGGAGUCCCUAAUUUAGCAACUAAUAAAGAAAACAAAUCCAUUUACAAUUUACUACAAAUUGAGCAAUAAUGCAGAUGUUUUCUUUUACUUACUAGAUGUCAA
Diabrotica balteata is the source of this 177-nucleotide messenger RNA. NCBI's taxonomy places the organism in Eukaryota, Metazoa, Arthropoda, Insecta, Coleoptera, Chrysomelidae. The record is from the annotation of a GenBank genome assembly.